AGCUCAUUGCUCUCUGGAGCUUCAUAGAGGUAACGUCGAGUAUAAUUUUUAAUCAUGGGCUUCUUUACCGUUUUAUUUUGCCUGCUCGUGGGGGCAGUUUCUUUGGGAUAUUACUUUAUCAAGCAGCGUCUUUCCUAUUGGAAACGUCGAGGAAUUCCACACGAUGAACCCGUCUUUCCUGCGGGUAAUCUACAAGAUCAUCCCAAAAAGAAACACAUGCGGGAGAUUUCAAGUGAACAUUACCACAAAUACAAGGGAACAGGACCAUUUGGAGGCUUUUUCUUCUUCCUUAGUCCCGCUGUGAUGUUGUAUGAUCUGGAUUUGAUUCGAGAUGUCCUCAUAAAGGAUUUCAACAACUUCACCGAUCGUGGAAUGUUCCACAACGAGAAAGACGAUCCCUUGACGGCGAACUUAUUGGGAUUGGAUGGAGCCAAAUGGAGACAGUUACGCAACAAGCUAUCACCAACAUUCACUUCGGGCCGAAUGAAGUUCAUGUUCCCGACAGUGGUGUCAGUUGGAGAGAGACUUUUGGAAAAGUUCGAACUCAUGGCGGAACAAGACUCUAUUCUGGAAAUGAAGGACAUCUUAGUUCGGUUCACAGUCGAUGUUAUUGGAACAUGUGCCUUUGGUCUUGAAUGCAACAGUCUGAACGAUCCAAACGCAGAAUUCCGUCGCAUGGGUGCUAAUGCUUCGACCCUCAAACGUCAUUCAAAGAUGGUCAAUGGAUUUAUAUUCAGUUUUCCUCAACUGGCCCGGCAGUUGCGAAUGAGGCAAAUUCACGACGAUAUUCACGAGUUUUUCAUUCGUGUUGUGCGUGAGACCGUUGAGUACCGCAAGAAAAAUUCAAUAAAACGCAACGAUUUCAUGAACUUGCUGAUUGAGUUGAGGAAUGAAGAUGGCGGUUUGACCAUUGAACAGAUUGCAGCACAAACAUUCAUGUUCUUUUUGGCUGGAUUUGAGACUUCUUCCACAACUAUGGGAUUCACACUGUUUGAAUUGGCAUUGAAUCAGGACAUCCAGGACAAACUAAGGGAUGAAAUAAACACCUGUAUCGAGAAGCACAAUGGCGAAUUCACCUAUGAGUGCAUGACUGAAAUGACAUACAUGGAAAAAGUCGUAAAAGAAUCUCUUCGCAAGUAUCCUCUGGUUACGAACUUAGUACGAAGAGCAAUUGAUGACUAUCCCACUUCAAAUCCGAAAUACACUAUUCCCAAAGGAACAAUGGUAUUGAUUCCAGCCGAUGCUAUUCAUCAUGAUCCCGAAAUAUACCCCGAUCCGGAGAAAUAUGAUCCUGAGCGAUUCAGUCCCGAAGAAACUCAAAGUCGUCAUCCUUUGGCAUGGUUACCAUUUGGUGAUGGACCAAGACAUUGCAUAGGCUUGAGAUUUGGAAAAAUGCAGACAUAUAUUGGACUUGUGACCUUGUUGAGAAAUUACAGAUUCUACUAUUGCGAUAAGACACCAAACCCGCUAGUUAUGAAUAAGAAACACACGCUCCUAUGUAGCGAGGGAGGAAUCUACUUGCGUGUGGAACGUAUCAAUUAGAACUCAAUCCUUAAGUAUUACUCUGUACAAAUAUAAACAUUUUUAGUUUUUAACUUUCUAGGAAAA
This is a messenger RNA of Eupeodes corollae, 1608 nucleotides long. RefSeq names its product cytochrome P450 6a8-like. Gene Ontology annotation, molecular function: monooxygenase activity; heme binding; oxidoreductase activity, acting on paired donors, with incorporation or reduction of molecular oxygen. The coding region runs from base 55 to 1542 and encodes 495 amino acids. NCBI's taxonomy places the organism in Eukaryota, Metazoa, Arthropoda, Insecta, Diptera, Syrphidae. The transcript is spliced from 2 exons. The record is from RefSeq and is a predicted model, not a curated record.